Spirodela intermedia is the source of this 10839-nucleotide messenger RNA. The record is from the annotation of a GenBank genome assembly. NCBI's taxonomy places the organism in Eukaryota, Viridiplantae, Streptophyta, Magnoliopsida, Alismatales, Araceae.
AUGCUCGAGCCAAGGGAAGCUGAUAUACCUGCUCUGUUUCUGUUCUUGGUUGUGCUUCCCCUUGUUACCUACAUUUUACUUGGGAAGUGGAAUGAGGCAGCAAAGAGGAAUGCCAGAAUAAGUAUGUUGGCUCGAUUAGCUGCUGAAGAAGCUAUCAGAGUAGAAGCAAUGACAAGUGCUGAUGUCAUUUCAAUGGGACCUCCGAUGAAGAAUGGACUACAUCAGUGUGCAAGAUGCUGUAGUCCUGCUACCACUCGCUGUUCUAGAUGCAAGUCAGUUAGAUACUGGUAUGAUCAUUUCAUUAUUGAAUUGUGAGUUCAUUCAUAAUUUCUUUUAUGCUAGUCAUUCAUGGAAUUUUCUUCUUUCUGUUUUCCUUGAUGGUAGACUGUUGCUAUGGGUGGAGGGAUGUGUUUCGGGAGUUGAUACGACAAAUUUCUUAUGCAUAGCUGUUCUUGAUGCUGUUUAUCUUUGAAAGAUAAUAUCUUACGUCAUUCGGAUUUAUUAUUUUAUGAAUGUCUUUUGGUUUAAGUUCUUCAUCCACGUGUCAUUAUUGUAGCUUAAGCUAUCAAGGUGGCUUGUGAGACUCGGUAGGCAUCAUUAACCUCAUUCUUGUUUGUCGAGGAGAGUGACACGUUUUCAAUUCUAUAGUAGCUAUUUUUGGUGCUUCAAAAAUCAGUUCAGCUGGAGUGGAAAUGGCUGCAUCUUUCUAAUGUUCUGCCCAUAUAAGCUGGCUUGCAAGGGACCAGGAUAGCAGCAUUGAAGGGAAAACUGACGAAAAUGGACGGAUUCGUGCUUGAAUUGCUAAAUUGGAUUUUUCGAUCCAGUUCUCAUUCAGAUUAAAGUUUUUAGUUCCUUGAAAUAUUUUGUUUCACAAUUUUUUUGCUCAUCUUAACAAUUUUUCUUGCUAAAAUGAAGCAAUUUUUUGGUUGAAAACUGCUCCAUCGUGGGCCAAAAAAGGGAUGAAAAUUGAAAUUUUCGAAUGGGUUCUAUAUAAACUUUGUUUUUUUUUUCUCGUGUUGCUGUUAUUUCCAUAAUUCUUUUGUAAGCUGUUACCUUUAAAACUUUUUCUAACAGUUCUGGCAAGUGUCAAAUAAUUCACUGGAGACAAGGGCACAAGCAAGAAUGUCAGCAGCAGGGUGGCGAUGCUGUAAAUAAAUGUAGUAGUGAAGCUUUGACGACUGAGAAUAUGCACCCCAAGGCUUUGCUUGAGGACAACAGAAAUGCAUCGUUUGGUUCAAAUGACUUGGAUGAGUCAAUACAUAAGUCAGACAUGUCAGAUGGUUCAGCUAUUGGCGAACACUUCCUUAUUUCAACUGUGGAAAGAGAUACACCUGAGAGAAGGUUCUCCAGCAGACAGAAAUGGGAUGCCUCGAGAAACGAAGGUGUUUCUAGUUUCUCUUAUGGAGAAACUGACGCUCGUGAUGCUAGCAAUGUAACUCCUUACUCAGGCACCCCACAAAACGAGUCUCCAGGCAAUGAAGCUUCUAGGAGAGUGAAGGUUACUAUGCUUUUAGUUGUUCAUUAUGUCUCUCUGAUUUGUUGACUUAACAAUGCAUCGUCUAACCAUCUUUUUCUAUCGUUUUGCAUUUGCAGUCUGGAAAGGACAGCUUCAUUGCAUCACACGAAACACUUAGGCAUCAAAAUGGCAACACUCCAGUUUAUGUCCGUGUUCCGACUGCCCCAAAAACUGCUAUGUGUGAGCCAGAUAAAGUAACAGAGCAAUCUACCAGUGCAUUUGAGUCGACCUCCCUCAAAAACAAUUCAUGCGCAGAGAUGGGGCUUACUACAUAUAAAAACAGUGUAGUGGGAGGGGAGUUUUGUGCUAAUGGAAAAGUAGACUCAGAUUCUUCCAAUGAAAAGACGGUGCUCACUGGAGGAACGAAAUUUAAGAAGCCUCCGUAUACUUUAGAACCAUCAAAGUAUCUAUCGCAAAAGUCUGUGAUGAAAGGGUUAAGAGAAAACUUAUGUUCAGGUUCAGAGAUGACUUCAUGCACGACAAAAGAAUCUAGUACGUUUAUGUUGCUAUCAGGGAUUCUUUCUAAGCUUUGUCUAUCAAUUUGUGUUGCUUGAUGGUGUGAUUCUAUUGCAGAUGUUCUUGAUGCGAGUGCUUCUGCAGCAAAUCACGCUCAAAGAAAUCAUGGAGCUUUAGCCACUGAGGAUAUCAAGACAUUUGUUGUCAAGAGAUCGCCUAAAAUUUCUAAACGGAGUGUUUCCGGAAAUGUGGGCGAUAGUUUAAAGAAAAUUAAGGUUUGGAUGUCUUCCUGAACCCAUUAUGUGCAUGAUUUAAGUACUGAAUAUUGUAGUCGCACUUCUAGGCUGCACGGAAAUGAACUUGGCAUUCUUUUUUUACUCAACGUUUUUUUCUGUUAUACCACAGAUGCUGUUCCCAUAUGAAGAACUUGUCAAGUUCUUUCAGUGUGAAGUUUGUGAUGUCUCACCCAGGGGGCUGUUAAAUUGUGGAAACAGGUCUGUCUUGUUUCACCUUCCUAAUCAUCUUUUUCUGCUCUGUGGAAAAAUAUUGGCUAGUAAUUUGACUUCUCUCUGUAUGACUAUUUCACUUUCCAAUUUUAACUUACCAAAGUGUGUUCCUUGUUUGGACGCUGUUGAGUGUUCAUACAGAAAAUACAAUGAACGCGAAAGCUCUAUUACUAUGCUAACGGUUUUGGAGUGGAUUUUACGGAGCUAAUUCAUGUUUGAACUUGUUCCAAAUUCAUGUUUAGUGCCAAGGACUCUAAUGUCUUCAGAGUUGCUAUGUCCAGAGAACAUCAGAAAAAUAAAAUUCCUUGCAUCGGAUGUCAACGAUUUGCAAGACGUCUGUGACACAAUUGUGAAGUGUUUCUCUGAUGUUUGUUGUAAUUUAAUAUAAAUAUACUUCAACUUUAUGGAAUAAUAUACCAUACAUCUCACCGUUCGCCCCAUCCACUGCAGUUAAGUAGUUAGUAUUCUUUUUCUUAGAUGCUACAGAUUUUUCAUAAAGAUUGAUUGACCAAGUCCAUCAUGCCACACCUUAAAAGAGUCUUUAGCGUACUACUUUGGAUUUCAAUUGGAAGUGAUUUGUUCCUUUGCUUCAUUACAUCCCGAUCCACCCAAAGGGGUGAUGGGCAUUUAGAUCAGUUUUGACCAGCCUUUUUUGAUGUUUUUGCUGAAAGUCAGUUGCGAUCAGCCUACAAGUCAGGUGAACGAAACGUUUUGUCUUUAGGCUUCAAUUAUGAACGUCUACUGUGGCAGUGCUUUUUGUUAUGAUUGCCAUCCUCUAGGUAAAUGGUUCACAGAGAGAUUGGGUUUGAUAACGCCCCUAUUGAAGGAUCAGCCUAAGCUAGAAUUAAGUAUUAAAAGUAAGAGACAGGUGUGCAGAGGAUCGUCACAGGUUUUGACUGUAUUGCAGCCCACCCCCUAUUGAAGGUGUCUUAUAUUCUUGAUAAGCCAUAUUUCUGAAGGUCUAUAUUGUGCAACUAUUGGUUGCUGGUGUGCUACACUAGACAGAACAAUAACAUCUUGCAUAGCUAGAGUAGCAUGACAAACAUGUUACUUCUUAUUCGAGGUGUCAUAGAUUCAUGGAAGGUUGUGGUCGAAUUUAGAUAUUUGUAAGCAAGUGGGCUGAAGGUGCCGUCAAGUGGUUGUUAGUGCUCAAGCCAUUGAGUGAAUGGCCAGUUUAUUAAGAAAGCGCUAUUUCUCUCUGGCCCCUUUAUUAGUGGCUUGUUCAUGUUGAUUAACUGCUAACUGCUCCUCUUUCUCACUGUUUACUGGGUGUUGCUAUUAUAAACCUUAGAGACUAGUUCGGGCGAAACUCCCAAAAAUGUAGAGAACUAUAGUGCCUUUCUGCCAAGGUAGUAUGUUACUCAGGCGAUUGUGUGUGGUGCAGCUUUAUUCUGAUAACUUUUGCUUGCUCGAUCAGAUACCAUUUUUGUAUCCAAGUAACUCAAGUAAAUGCCAGAUCAACUAGAUUUUCCCUAGGUCCCGCUCACUGAUUCAAUGCCGGUUUAGGCAGAACUUGCAGCAUACGGUAUUUUUUUCCUUAAUUAUUCUCUUUUCUUCUCUUCAUGUAGCUCUUCAAACGUAUAUAGCACCUUCAAUAAAGCAUUGCAUUGGUCUUAUUUAGUUUCUUAUCCGUUUUGUACCUUGAAAUCUGCGUGAGACACGCUCUUUAGCUCCGUAAGGUCUCUUCCUGUCUUCAAAAUAUCAUUAUAUCUACCUACUUCUUUGCCACAAACGAUCGUACUGUCAUUCUUUUGGUCAACUGUUUUUGAAUUACUGGCCAAUGGAUGAUCCUUGCACCAAUAAUGUUUACAUUGAUUGCCUUUUAUGGCAUGUGAGAACCUUUCUUGCGCCUUAUACUUCCACGUACAUAAAUCUAAGAGGUGUGCUGUAUGGCUAAUUAAAAGAGUCCUGGAGGUACUGUUUUUUGUCUCCCUUGCCAUUAAACAGUCCAUCUAAAUGAAGUAUGAGUAAUGUAUUGCUUUGUGACAGUUGUGACUUUUGGAAUAGUUGGAUCUGAUGGUUAUAUUAUUUUACUUCAUGUCUAUGCUAGGAUUGGUGGUAAAAUUAACAACUGAGUGUAAAAAUCACAACGUUUGCCACCUUGUAGUAUUUAUGCUGACUGAAGAAGAAUGUGAGAUAUUUGUCUGGGGGCUUUCCUUCAGAUGAAUCUAGAUAUAAUAGAUGGUCAUCUCUCUUGUUUAUUACCCCUUUAGAGUUCACCCUUUGGGAAGGGCACCGUCUUUCAUAAGAGUUUAAGGAGAAACUACUCCAAAGAUGUCUGUUCCUUUUGUCAAAAGUUAAUGUAUUAACCCACUCAGCAGCCUUUCAACUUACAUUUCAAAUAUUGGAAAUUGUAAGGUAGUUGAAAUCAUGAUUACCCAGAAAAAUUGAUUCCACUUAUGAAUUCAGUAUAUGGAAUUGCAUGGUGGAAUUCAGGAGAUCUAAUUGCUCCCUGAGGUCUGAUACACGUACUCCAAAUUAUGAAAGUUGUCUGUCUAUCUAUUUGUACAUUACUAUUCAGACUUACGCACUCAGAUAUCUCUCUUUGGAUAUCUGCAAUUGAAUAGCUUUUCGUCAUCUUAUUGACUAAUUCUGUAUGAAAAAUUUUGCUUGUGUAUGUAACUAUGGCAAUUCCCAAUGAUUCAGCGAUGCAAUCGUUCACUAUUCCAUACUUUAAUCUAUUAGUUGAUCAAUAAUGGUCUGUAGCUGCUGUGUUCAAUAUUUUUGGCUUCCAUUGUAGCGCUGAACAUCCUUCCUACAAUGGGGACACGUUUAUGAUGACACAUAUUGACCUGUUUUUUUAUAAUGUCUUCCUCUUGCCUUUUGAAGUUUCGAGUUAAUAAGGGAUUUGAAAUAGUUUGGGAGGAUUGUGAAAAAAAGGGCAGACUGAUCAAAAUACUGAUCUCAUGGUUAAUAAAAGUGGUUUGUUUAAGGACGAGCAAGCUGGCGCCCUUCUGGAAAGUUGGGAAGAAGAGAUGAUACCCAGUUAUAUUAAAUACUUGACCGUAACUAUGACGUAGAAGUAUCUACAUUAAUUUUCAUUUCAAACAGAUUUGAGCGGUUGAACUGGACGGAAAAGUGAAAAGUGCGAACACCCAUAGUUGUGGAGCACUAUCAAGUAUUUUAUCUCUAUUUUCUUCGUGAGAGUCAUUAUAAUCAGUUUUUCACCAUAUUAUCUUUCUACUGGGAAAAAUAUAUUUUUGAUCCCGUUAUUAGUUGUUAUUAUACCAGACUUUGUGCUUCAUACUCUUAUUCAUGUUUUAAGCUCACCGUUUCGGAUUAUAUCUCUAUAUCAUUCAGAAUUUCGAGUUGAAUCCAUUGGUUUGUAGCUUAAAGAUGAGAUAACAGAACUAGGAACUUAUUUUAUCCAGGUCCAAUGUACGAAUAGUACAGCAAGAUGUAAUUUUGUUGAAGAAGACUUCUGACGAGGCACUUGAUGUGACAAGGUCACUAUGUUGGCCAGAUUGUCCAAAGUGUGAUCCUUUUGUAUUUGGUUUCAUAGGUAUCCUAAUGCCUUGAUACUAUGUAGCACAUUGUUGCUGAGCAGAAGACUGGAGAACUAUGGGGUUGUGACACAUUCAGCUGAGAGAAUGGUACAAUUUAUAAAGUGAUAAUUUGCCUAUGCCCAUAUAAAUGAAAUAACUUAACAGCUGAACUUGACACUCGAGAAACGGUAUUAAUAUAAAUCUGGCAUCCAGUGUGCUGGCAGUGGAAUAGGUGAUAUUUGGAUUCUGCUCACUUUUUGUGAUCGUUACCAAUGCCUUGCAAGUUUCCUAAGUAGUCGAAUCCAUAACAAAAGUGGUGAUAUUUGGAUUCUAAUUGAAUCUCUAUCGCCCAACCCAGUAUUUGCCGUGCUCGCCAAUCUGAGGAAAACCAUUUCUUCUUUCAGUUUCUGAAGAUUUGCAUCUGCUUUAGUAUUGAUAUAAUGACUAAGGCCCAAAGGUACUUGCAACAUGGUAAAGUUUGCACCGAGUGACAUUUUCAUCUGCUAUUUAAUCCAGGUUGCAUAUCUACGAUUCCAUUAAUGCUCUGGUUAUUUCUCCCUGAGGUUCUCUCCAAUUAACAUUAAAAGGGAUCUGGGUUUAUUGCAUAAUUCUUCUUAACGUCGUUAAGUUGAGGUUUUGCUGUAUCGGCUCGACUUUAUUCUCCAGUUAGUUUGAGUGAGGAUGUGUGAUAUCUGCAGAUUGCGGUGACUUCAGCCUUCUGCUUGUGCCCUUUCGGACAAGUCGUGUACGAAGCACUGCCAAUGAAGCCGAGUUUAGUGAACAGUUUUUUUUUUUUUUUCUCAAUUUCCUUCCUCAUCCUCGUCGGCCAACGUUAUCUUUUAAUGCUUCUACCAAUCUCACUCAUCCCCAGUCUCUCUGCGUCUCCUUUUCUCCUUAUUAUGUAAAUGGCCGGUUGCUGCAAAUGCGACCUCUCUGUGAUGUGAGUAUUGUCGCUAAAAGCUUUGGUAAUUAUUGCAUAUCCCCAGUUGGCAAAACCUUCUUGCCAAAGUGUCUCUUGUCUUCCUUCUUUCUUUAAUUCUUUCAGGUCACUGACCUAAUCAACUGCUCAUGCAUCCAGUCAGAUAAUGAACACUUCCUUAAAAAGCAUGAUGCUCGGUGGUCGAGUCUUUUUGUGCAUGGCACUUAUUUGUUGUUUUUUCUUCCUCGUGCUGGUAUUAUGUCUACUGUUUUUUUUCUGACAUUUAUGUGGAAUAGGUAUAUCUGUUUGUUACCUUCAACCCUUUUGUGAAACAUCCAUGACUGAGUCAGCUAUGGGUGUAUACGAUUCUUUACCCGUCCAGAGCAUCUCUGGUCUAGUGAUAGCCCACGUUGAACUUUUUAUGCGUCACUAAUCCCAAUAGCAAGAACAAUUUGCACAUGAUUUAUGGAAUCCUUAUUUAGCUAUUUUGCGAUUUUUUUCCAGAGCAGAUAUCUUUUUGUUACCAAAACAGAUAUUUUUACCAAAAAAGAUUUGUGCUUUCUGGGGCCAAGUCAUUGUUGCUUGGAAUUUAUGAAAUGCCCAUGUAUGAUUUAUUUUUAUGUUCCAUGUCAUCUUUUCACUGUUUGUUUUUUCACCAAUGCAGUUGCUAUGCUAAUGCGGUCCUGCAAUGUCUAACCAGCACAAAGCCUCUCUUAAUCUACCUUCUUCGGAGAAUGCAUUCAAGAAACUGUAUCCUUCAUCUCUUACAUCACCAUAUUCUUUUGUCAAAUCACACAUGUUGGCUGGUCACUAGUCAUUGUUUGGUCUAUAAUCUCCUCUUUUCUGUUUGGUUUAUGUAAUGCUAGGCACGGCGAGAGAUUGGUGCCUGAUGUGCGAGCUUGAGCUGCAUGUUUCGAUGUUGCGAGAAAGUGGGGGCCCUCUUUCUCCCAGUAGACUACUUUCCAACAUGAGGAACAUUGGGUGCCGAAUAGGCGGUGGAACCCAGGAAGAUGCCCAUGAAUUUUUGAGGUGCGGCGGGUGACAUUUUUUUAUCUGCCUUUAUUUAUAUGUUGUUUAUCUGUAACACUCCAAGUAUGUAGACCUUGCAUUAGUCAACGAAAUCCAGUUCUUCAUCUUGAUGGAUCUGUUGACUGUAUCUAUCUAUCUAUCUAUCUAUCUCUUGCAACCAUUCUUCAGGCUUCUGGUGACGUCCAUGCAAUCUAUCUGCCUCGAGGGUCUGGGUGGGGAGAAGGAAGUUGAUAUAGGGCUGCAGGAGACAACCCUAAUACAGCAGAUGUUUGGAGGCCGCAUUAGAUCAAAGGUGAUUCUGCAUAAACAUCAAAAUCGCUCUGGGUUUCUCUCAUCAAUAUUGCCAACCAAGAUCAUAUUGUUCUUCUGCGAAUAUCUUUUGAAACUAGUGUUAUAUUUAAAUAUCAUCAGGUCAAGUGUCUCAGAUGCCACCUCGAAUCUGAACGUUAUGAGAAUAUCAUGGAUCUUACUCUGGAGAUACAUGGAUGGGUUGAGUCGCUUGAGGAUGCUCUGACCCAAUUCACCGCUCCUGAGGAUCUAGAUGGUGAAAACAUGUACAGAUGUGGAAGGUAUGACGACCGUGUUCUUCUCUCUAGUUAAGCCCUCCCGUUGCAAAAGAAAGAAAGAAAAAAAAACAUUUCAUUGGCUGUAGGUUGCAUUCUUAGUGAUGUGUUGUUGCCCUGCGGUAAUGGCGCCAUGUAGGUGUUCAACAUAUGUUAAAGCUAGAAAGCAACUAAGCUUGCAUGAAGUCCCCAACAUUCUUACAAUCGUUCUGAAGAGAUUCCAGGUACUUGUUCCCUUGUAUUUCGGAGAUUGCUUGAGAUUUACCGAUUUUCCGGGGACAGCUGGUGGUAGAUUCAUUGUUUGAAAAAAUAAAUAAAUUAAAGAAUCGGAAUUGUUUCAUAAUCUCUCAUGUGCACAUGUUGAUGUAUACCAAGCAAUAAAUCGUAGCAAUUUUUAUUUAUUUAUUUAUUUAUUAUUGCGAAUAGAUGUGCUAUAUAUAAUAGUUCACGAAGGUGGCUGAACUUUGCACAUCUGCUAUUGCUUCCCUAGCAGAGAUAUAGUUUUUCGGUAAUAGACUAUAAAUAAUAUCAUGCCUGAACUUUAGAGUCAGUAAAGUUUGCCCUGGACUUUCCCUCUCUAGACUUUGAUAUCUUUCCUACUCUCCAUUAUGAAAAAUUCUGUCACGUCAAGGAUACGUGGGUUGGUCGACAUUUAGAUGAUAAAGAAGGAGAUGUUUGAAAUAAAUAAAUAAGGUAAAAAAAGAAGAAAAGAAGUGGAAAGUGGAAAGAGUUUAUUGCGCUCUUACACUGGGACUCUUAGUCCGUGUGUUUUUCUGGGGCUUUUCUUUCUAUAAUUUCAUGCAGCUGCGUGGGUCUCUCUCUCUCUCUCUCUCUCUCUCUCUAACUUUUAUCUUUUAUUGUUUUUAUUUUAUAUGAUCUUUCUGUGGACUGAAUGAAUGGAUUCGGCCGUCGUUUCAUAUGCAUUCCAUCUGGCGUUGACUUUUGGCCGGGGGUUCAUCAGACAGGAAAAUAUGGGAAGAUCAAUAAGUACGUGACCUUCCCCGACUUGCUAGACAUGAUACCGUUCAUGACGGGCACCGGCGACAGCCCGCCACUCUACUUGCUCUACGGCGUCGUCGUCCACCUGGACACCUGCAACGCCUCCUUCUCCGGCCAUUACGUGUCCUACGUGAAGGAUUUGCAAGGGUCGUGGUUCAAGAUCGACGACAGCGAGGUAACCCUCCUCCUCCCUGUCGGCAAAAAAAAAAAAAAAAAAAAAACCCAUUUGCUUCCAUUAAAGUCAACCGUGUUUCUCUUCAGAUUCAUUUGAUUUGAUUUGUUUUGAUUUGAUUGAUUCUUCUCAACGGCUUUGGGUGGAUUCUGUAUCCGAACAGAUGGAUGGAUGAUGAAUCGUCCCUGAUUCUGGGUCUCCAUCCUCUGAUCGAUAAAAAAAAAAAGAAAAAAAAAGAAAAAAAAAGAAAAAAAAACAAGAAACUCUCUCUAAUGCCCAGCUUUUUUUUUUUCUUUUUCUUUUUCUUUUAAUUCUGUUAUUUGGUUCUCUCUCUCCUCUCCUCCUUCUCUUCCUCCUCACUCCCUCCUGCAUGGACAGGUCCAGGCCGUGCCCUUCAGCCAGGUGAUGUCGGAGGGCGCUUACAUGCUCUUCUACAUGAGGUGAGCCUUCUCUCUCUCUCUCUCUCUCUCUCUCUCUCUCUCUAUUCUGGCUGAUGAUCGGGCUCCCUGCCGCCGCCGCAGGUCGUUCCCCCGGCCGCCGAGCUGCUACGCUGGGAAGCCCCCCGCCGCCCAUACGCCGGCUCCGGCGAGGCACCAGAAGGCCGAUUCCUCGUCGCCGCGACACGGGCGGAGCCGCCAGACCGCCGCGGCGCAACCCACCGUCGGCGGCGACCCCGCCGACGGCUGCACCGUGAGGUACGCCGGCGGCAACUCAGAGCCGCCGGGGGGGGCCCUGGACUUCUCCGACGCGACGUCGAGCGACUGGUCGCUGUUCACGAGCUCCGAUGAGUCGUCCUUCACCACGGAGAGCGUUAGCGACUCCUUCAGCGUGGCGGACUACUCAGACACUGCCGCCCUCGACCCCAUCUCCUCCAUCUUCGGCUACCACCUUCCCGACCGCGCCGCCGCCGCCGCCAGCCGCAGCAGCGGCAGCAGCCUCUCCCACGCCAGCGCCGCCUCUGGCAGCCCCUCCCAGACCCACUUCUUCCGCGAAACCAGGGGCUUCGUCGUCGACUCCUACGGCGGUGGUGGCGGUGGGGGCACCGCCCACAAAGGGAGGGUCCCCAGGACGGGCGGUGACUGCAGCAUCUCGGCGAGGUACGGCAACGGCAACGGCGGCGGCGGCGGCGGCGGCGGCGGCGGCGACACCAAGCAGCACCGCCUUGUGCAGAGGACCGGGUGGGCGGAUGGGUAG